GGACAAUCUCAUCAAACCUUUAUCCAUCACACGAUGCUCCUUCAUAUCUAACUGGAAAUAUUGUUAACGCGGGAUUACUUGGCUUUUUGAUCGUCCUUGUUAUCAUUCUCAAGAAUGCGUUGAAAUCAUGA
Molecule: messenger RNA, 131 nt
Organism: Acaulospora morrowiae
Lineage: Eukaryota; Fungi; Glomeromycota; Glomeromycetes; Diversisporales; Acaulosporaceae
Source: the annotation of a GenBank genome assembly